This is a messenger RNA of Penicillium cataractarum, 939 nucleotides long. Its product is annotated as aromatic alcohol reductase. NCBI's taxonomy places the organism in Eukaryota, Fungi, Ascomycota, Eurotiomycetes, Eurotiales, Aspergillaceae. The record is from RefSeq and is a predicted model, not a curated record. Gene Ontology annotation, molecular function: oxidoreductase activity. The transcript has a single exon. The coding region runs from base 1 to 939 and encodes 312 amino acids.
AUGGCCUCCUUACCAGGAAUCCUUGUCAUUGGAGCAGGUGAACUGGGAUUGCAAGUGCUUCGCUGUUUAGCUGCGCAUCCCCGCCAUACUCCUGGAACGGUAGCCGUCUUACUGCGCCCCGCCAGCAUCAACUCGUCUUACCCCGCCAAACAGACAGAAAUCGAAACCUUACGUGGCCUAGGUUUUGACCUGGUACCGGGUGACAUUGUCGAAGACUCUGGAGAAUCCCUGGCUUCGGUAUUUGCGCAUUAUGGCACGGUUAUCGGCUGUACCGGGUUCGUGUCUGGCCAGGGCAUUCAAUUGAAAGUCGCUCGGGCUGUAUUAGCUGCAAACGUGUCGCGCUUUGUCCCCUGGCAGUUUGGCGUGGACUAUGAUGCUAUUGGGCGUGGAUCGCCGCAAGAUCUGUUCGAUGAGCAGUUGGAUGUUCGUGAUCUCCUCCGGUCGCAGAGGCAGACCCGCUGGGCUAUCAUUUCCACGGGCAUGUUUACCAGCUUCUUAUUCGAGCCAUCGUUUGGCGUGGUUGACUUGGAGAAUGCUAUAGUUUGUGCACUGGGUAGUUUGGAGAAUCAAGUCACGGUCACCACGCCGGAGGAUAUUGGGAGAAUAACGGCUGAAAUCGUGUUGGGUGAAGAGAGCGACGCGCUCUUUGCCGAUCGGCCGAUCUUCGUGGGAGGCGAUACUGUCAGCUAUGAAGAUGUGGCUCGCAUUGUAGAGUCCCUGGUUCAAAAGCCGGUGAAGCGGAACGUUAUCACUGUCGAGGAUGCACUGGCUGCUCUUGCCAAAGACCCGGAUAAUGGAUUACUUAAAUAUCAAGCAGUCUUUGGCCAGGGGCGUGGUGUCGCGUGGGAUAUGGAUAAGACGUGGAAUCGCCAGCGUGGAAUGAGCAUCACAACAGCCAAAGAAUGGGCGACAGCUAACUUACUGUCAAUGAUCUCUUAA